GACGCAAAAUACGAAAAAUGUUACAUCAUACAUAUGUAUUAAAUGCCAUGUACCUAACGGCACGUUAACAGAUGCCAUCUUAAACUCGUCUCGGUUCGUCGUCACAGUGUGACGAAAAAUAUUUACGGAGAUAAAUUAUACAUCAUCCCUCGUAAAACAUGGCGUCGGAUAAAGUCUUUCAUUCCCGCUCUCAAGGUAUUCCCUCUGAGGGAGUAAAAGAUCAGUAUGCUGAUGGUAAGGCUGCGAGGAUAUGGAAGAAGUACAUUGGUGAUAGCAACAAACGGACACAGAAUUAUAGGACCUUUUUGAGUGGAAUUCUCAGAAAACAUAAUUGUGUAAAAGUCCUCGAUGUAGCAUGCGGGACAGGUAUAGACUCUAUGAUGCUCGUCGACGAAGGCUUUGAAGUGGUGUCAGUGGACGCGUCCGACAAAAUGUUGAAACACGCCCUCAAGGCUCGAUGGGAGAAACGGCGUGAUCAGAAAUAUGAUGAGUGGAUAAUUGAAGAGGCCAGUUGGGAAACUCUUCCACAAGACAUCGAAUCAUUUCUGCCCGGCGCCAAGUUUGAUGCCCUUAUCUGUCUUGGAAACUCGUUUGCCCAUCUUCUAGAUGAAUACGAUGAUCAAAGAACACAAAAGAUGUGUUUAGAAAAUUUCGCAAAAGUCCUAAAACCUGGAGGGUUGUUGAUAAUAGACCAUCGAAAUUACGAUGCGAUGAUCGAUAAGGGCUCUACGCCAGGACAUUCAAUUUAUUAUAAUAGUUCUUACCCAGUAGAUAUCAAGACAUCGGUGCUAGUCGUUCGCGGUAAACCGGAACUAGUUGCGUUAGAUUAUUGCAUUUGCCCCACAGAGGAUGGGGAUAUUGCUGAGAAAAGUGAAUUCCGUCUCUGCUACUACCCUCACAAACUAGAUAAAUUCACAGAAAUGUUAGAUGAGGCUUUCUCAAAUAAAGCUCAACACAGUAUAUACGCUGACUUUAAACCGCUUAAUGAAGUACUGGAGCCAGCUUACUACAUCCACGUCAUGCAAAAAGAAUGACUUGAAAACCUUGUAUAUUUUUAUAAAAAACUAUUUUUAUUUCAGUCCAAUUAUCUGGACUUUUUUUUGAUUAGAUCUUACAAUGUUAUUGUUUGCUAAAAAUUUCACUGAAUAAAUUGCUAAGAAUUUAAAUUUACUUAUUUACUCUAUGCGCACAUAGAUUUAUGAAGCCUACUAUUUCUCCAUAUAUAAAGAUAGGAGAACAAAUAGGCUAUAUGUAUUACUAGUUUCUUAAUACUAGUAGGUACAUAAUAUUUAAUGUAUGUAAGUUCCAGGAGUAAAUAAAUAAACAGAAUAGUUAUAAAUAUCUUUUAUUAUUGAUCUAUUCACUGUGAGUAAAAGUUUAAAGCUCCCAACAUAAACCUCAAUUGAAAUAGUGAAACAUGUUAACUGACAAUAUAACAUUUAAUAGAAACAUUUUUC
Molecule: messenger RNA, 1457 nt
Organism: Pieris rapae (cabbage white)
Lineage: Eukaryota; Metazoa; Arthropoda; Insecta; Lepidoptera; Pieridae
Product: glycine N-methyltransferase
Exons: 6
Coding region: 159-1034 (291 amino acids)
Biological process (GO): one-carbon metabolic process; S-adenosylmethionine metabolic process; protein homotetramerization
Cellular component (GO): cytosol
Molecular function (GO): identical protein binding; glycine binding; S-adenosyl-L-methionine binding
Source: RefSeq, a predicted model, not a curated record